This is a messenger RNA of Dermacentor silvarum, 782 nucleotides long. RefSeq names its product male-specific histamine-binding salivary protein-like. The coding region runs from base 109 to 696 and encodes 195 amino acids. Lineage: Eukaryota; Metazoa; Arthropoda; Arachnida; Ixodida; Ixodidae. The transcript is spliced from 6 exons. Gene Ontology annotation, molecular function: amine binding. Gene Ontology annotation, biological process: symbiont-mediated perturbation of host defenses. The record is from RefSeq and is a predicted model, not a curated record.
GAGAAACAGGCGCUUUUUGUCGCACGUCUCGGUGUAUCCAAGUAAUCGUCGUGAUCGUAUACGAAGGCUCCCUGCACUCUUGGCUGUCGGAACCGAUUUAUAAGUGUCAUGACACCAGCACCAGGAAGUCGGAAAUUGGAGCUGUGCGCUCUUAUUUUUGUGGCCGCGUUUGCCCUCAGUCAAGAGGAACUUCUAGAACGAAAGCCAGAACUGGCGCAGUAUCAAGAUGCAUGGAAGGCGUUAAAAGUACCCGGAAGGUAUUACCUAUUCAUGCGGUCCUACGAGAAGGAGCCCUUCUACAAACACAAGAAAUGCGUUUUCAACGAACUGGUAUCUGUUAACGAAGAGGAGCAGUACACCGUGAAUAUUAUUGGAGCCACCGAUCCUAAUGACGGGACGCAGAGCAAUCAGACAGCCUAUGCCUGGGUUCGAGCUUCCGAAGGUUAUCCUCUUCCCAAUGUGAUCCAGUCAUCUUUCACGCUUGACAGGAAACGCAUUGUAGAGUUCCCAGUUGCUUUCACGGAGUACAACAACUGCGAAAUCUUGAGAGUACCACACCGCAAAAAUGGCUGUGAACUGUGGGUCAAAGCUGGUCAAGAGAACAAGAUUGAAUCACUCUGCUUUUUUGCAUUUCAUUUGCUUUGCGGGCCGUCAAGGUACGUUGUGUAUGACCCAUAUCUGUGCAAUGGGAAAUAAAAAGUUCACUGUCACAUUGAGGUGAGUUCUGCGUGAUAAGCGAUUGUCUAAUGUCGUCGUUGUGGAAUAAAAUAUUGAUUGUGUUG